This is a messenger RNA of Caenorhabditis elegans, 2988 nucleotides long. It is a transcript of the gene ptr-18, whose product is annotated as Patched-related protein 18. The record is from RefSeq and is marked reviewed. NCBI's taxonomy places the organism in Eukaryota, Metazoa, Nematoda, Chromadorea, Rhabditida, Rhabditidae. Gene Ontology annotation, cellular component: membrane; apical plasma membrane.
UUGAUUGAGCCUGAGCCUUGACAUGAAAUCAAUAUCACAAUGUCUUGGCAACGUAUCCCUGUGGAUUGAACAACAAACCCAUGACAUGUUCUAUUGGGUUGGUCUCAAAAUUGCCGAUUAUCCAAAGUGGACGCUCUUUAUCACAACAAUAUGGGCGUUAUUGAUGGCUGGAGGAGUUGUGAGGUUCAAAGAAGUCAACAAUGUUCGAGAUCAUUUCAGUGCAACAAACUCGCCGUCACGAUACGAAUAUAGAGUUGCUCGAGAAUUCUUCCAAGAGCUCGGGAGCCCAUUCCACGUGGUUGUGGCCAUGCAAGCCGCCGAUGGUGGAAGUUUAUUAAGGCCCAAAUACAUCGAUAAAGCAUUGGAAAUCGAAGAUUUCCUCCAAUACAAGCUCAAGGGUUCAUUCGGAAAUCAAAGUUAUUCUUACUCGGACUUUUGUGGAACCCAAUGCGAGACUUCCGACGCUGUCAGCAUUUUCCUUUCCAUGUUCCGGGAUCAACAAAUAAAGAAGACGGCUCACGUGAAAUUGACCUAUCCAAGUAUGGAUGUGUUUGGGCACAGAGUGUAUUUAGCGAAUAAUAUAUUUCAAGUGAAAAUCAAUAAUCGAUCGAGCAUCAUCGAAGAGUCGAAGCUUGUUGCUAUCAACUUUCACGCAAUUUAUAAUAACGAGACUAUGUACGAGAUUAUGAAGGAAUGGGAGCAGAAACUCUUCGCCUACACUCUGUCCACAGAAAACGAUCCUCUGAUCCGUGUCUACGUGACCAGUGAAGGCCUGGUAUCGGAAGAAGUUCGUCGAACUGGAAUCCUUGCGAUGCCUCUGAUGGGUGUCACGUUCCUGAUCAUUCUCGCAUUUACGAUACUGACAACUCUCAAGAGGGAUCCAGUGAAGUCAAAACCUUUUGAAGCAUUCCUCGGAGUUAUUUGUCCUAUUUUAUCGUUAUGUGCUUCCUUUGGACACUUGUUUUGGAUGGGAUUCGAAUACUUGCCAAUUGUCACAGUUGUUCCCUUCUUAAUUUUGUCGAUCGGGGUAGAUGACGUGUUCAUUUUUAUUCACGCAUGGCACCGAACCCCUUACAAGCACUCAGUGCGCGACCGUAUGGCUGAAACACUUGCCGAUGCUGGACCAUCCAUCUCGAUCACUUCUCUGACCAACUUGCUCUCCUUUGCAAUUGGAAUCUUCACCCCAACACCGGCAAUCUACACGUUCUGUGUUUUCAUUUCAACUGCUGUUAUUUAUGAUUACAUUUAUCAAAUCUUCUUCUUUUCGGCUGUCCUUGUGCUCAGUGGAGAGCGUGAAGAACAACGAAAGAAUGCGUAUUUAUGGUGGAAAGAUGUGCCACUACCAGAAGAGCCAACUGGAAAACAGAAGAAAGAAACUAUCGUGAGCAGAGUGCUUGGAAAAGUUUUAGACUUUUGGGUUGACUUUAUAAUGGCCAAAUGGAGCAAGUUCCUUAUCGGAGCUAUUAUGAUAACUUACUGGAUCUUUAUGGCAAGAGGUGUUAUGGAAAUCGCGGUGGGCUUGAGUUCCGAGAAGCUUUUCCUAGACGACUCGCCACUUCUCCCACUGGUUCGAUUGCAAACAAAUGUGAUUUUCAAAGAGGGUGGCCAAGUAGCAGUGUUUGUGAAUAAUCCGGGAAAUAUGAGUGAACCUGAUGCGGUACCGGAAAUUAUGAGGAUUCUGAGAAGGUUUGAAGUUGCUAAUAACAGUGUUGGAGCUGCAAGUACCCAUAUGUGGUUGCUACCAUAUUUACCAUAUGUUGGAGAGCAAGAGCAUGGAUCCAUUGAGUUCAAGUAUCGAUAUUUGCCAGAAUUCUUCAAGUUGACAGAGUUCAGAAGAUGGUCGCAUUUUGUGAACUUGGGAAAUCAUCAAGAUUGCCUUUCCGAGAAGCCUUCCUGCCUCCAAAAGUUUGUAUUCUCUACCGGAUUCCAUGAUGCAGUAUCCUGGUCCGACCGGCUCGCUCUUCUAGAAAACUGGCGAGAAAUGGCUUCAGAGUAUCAGCACUUGAACCUGACGAUUUACGAAGACUUUAGCAUGUAUUCCGAUCAGCUUCUGACUAUUGUUCCAGUAACUCAAUCAACAGUUUUUUGUGCUCUCAUCUGUAUGAUCAUGAUUUUAACCUUGUUCACACCUUCUCCAGUGACAAUUGUCACUUCAACAGCCGCAGUUUUGUCGAUCAACUUGGGAGUUUUUGGAUGUCUGGUCUAUAUGAACAUUGAUCUGGAUCCGAUUUCGAUGACCACACUUCUCAUGGCCAUCGGUUUCUCUGUAGACUUUGUAGCACAUAUUACGUGGCACUACUAUAAGGGAGACUUCCACUCAAAGCGAGCAAGAAUCCGGCAUGCACUUGCCGGAAUCGCCUGGCCAAUGUUCCAAGCGGGAACUUCUACUAUGUUAGCAAUUACCGUGCUUGCCCUGGUUCAUGCCUACAUGGUUCAGGUCUUCGUGAAAGUCGUCGUGUUGGUAAUCUUCCUAGGAAUGUUCCAUGGUCUUGUCGUGCUCCCGAUCGUCUUCUCAGCCCUCCCAUUCACAAAAACAUCAGGUCCGCAAAAGAAAAAGGUAGCUCCGUUGCAAAUGCACGAAGCUGGUCCGAUUCCAAAGAAGGAAGAGCCAAAAGUUAUCAAAGUGAACGGAGAAGAAGAUGAAGAAGACGAGAAAACAACAAAAGAGGAACCAGUUGAAAAAUCCGUUCGGAGCGCUGAGCGGGCUUAACUUUUUUGUUUUCCGUAAUUUUUUAUUUAUUUUUUAAAUUUUUUUCCCCCAAACUCCCAGUUUUCAGAACUCUCCCGUUGAAAUUCACGUUCCAUACCGUUUUUUUUUGCCUGUUUUCCCCUCCCAAGUGCUCCAAUCGAUAGUUUUACGGGUUCUUCUGAUCCACUUUCAAAAGCUAGAUGUUUUGUUAGUGAUUGAUUCAAAUGUGCUAUAUGUUUUUUUUUAUUACUACGCCUAGAAUUUUUUUGAUAUUGAGAAUAAAUUAUUUUUUAUAAAUU